UUUCAGUGCGUCCUUAUCUCAUCCAGCUCAUCCUACUCAUUUAAAUUCAUAUCCUACUCAUUUAUAUUUAUAUCCUACUCAUUUAUAUUUAUAUCCUAGUCAUUUCUGUUCUCAUCCUUAAUUAUCCUAAUCGUCAUACUCUUUUUAACCAUCAAAUCCGUUCUUAUUUAUUUAAUAUCUUUUCCUUCAUAUUGCUUAAAACCCCUUUCUUUAAAUAAUCAGUUACCCUCCUAUGGGUGCACAAAAAAGUGUUAUUUUCUUUAUUUUACAUCUAAGCGUGUCAUGGAUUUUAAGGAAAGCUGAGCAGAGCUAACGAAGAGCUGAGAGAGAACUAAACCCAACCUUGACCUUCCAGUUCCAGCCCCAGUAUGGAUACAAGGAUCAGUUCCAGGACUAGCAUGGAUACUGGGAUAAAAUCAGUUUUGGGAAUAAUAUUACUUCAUCUAGUUUCUAAGGUGUCUGGUGUCUGCUAUGACCAAAGUCCGUUCUACUUCUUGUCCCUGCCAAGCGUGGAGUCCCUCUACGAUGAUAUGGGGAACAUGCUCUCAAAUAAGGUUAGGGUUCACUGGGGUCAACUGCAUAAUUUCAAGUGUGUAGACUACUUUCAGGUUGAAUACUUCCAGAAAUUAAACCCUGCCACUACAGUUCUUCAUACAGCUAGAAUAGAUAGGUUUAGAAGAUCAUUUGAUAUUGAUGUUGAACCCUGCACUGAAUACACUUUUAAGAUUGCAGCUUCAGAGGAUUAUCAAGGUAGACGGGAUGAUUUCAAGGCUUUCUCCGGUCUUGUUUCUUACAAGUUAGAUUAUACACCUAGGUUUACAUCACUUCCUUCAGUGAAGGAGUUGAAGAUCAGAUCUGACAAACGAGGAGGACGAAGAGGACAAAGAUCUCCGUAUCCUCAACGAGGUCGACAAAACGACCAAGAGGAGGACGGAGAGGAGGAGGAGGUCAAGGAACCUGUUAUGCUCCGGGUUAGCUGGAGGAUACAGCAGAUUGAUUAUCCGACCUGUUUGGACUACUUUAUCCUGGACUACUAUGAUAUCACCUACAACGAGAGCACCUUCUCUAAAACGAUUAACAGACCGUUCACUUCAGUUAUUCAAGUUGAUAUUCAUAGUGACACAGUACCGUGUGAUCAAGAAUUCAGGCAUAUUUUGCGAGUUUACGGGUUGACCGGAGCAGAGACAACAACAGAAUGGACUCCACCCAGCUGUGUGCUGACCACUCCAGCUCCGACAACCACCUCCAGUCCAGACUCUGUUGCCGGGUUGGGUCAAGCGGAUACACUUGAAGGUCUGCUGGAGGAGAAUGAUCAGCUGAAAGCUAAAAUUGACGGAUUACAGGAAGAGUACUCUAAGAUAGGGCUGGAGGUAUUUAAAGCCUUUACAGAGGAUUUCUUCAAGGGAUUGGAGGGAGCAGUGGAAGGACGGCAUGAGAAGAAUAAGAACAUGACGGAUACAGAUUAUUAAUCCAGAAGAUAAUCCUUUCAAUCUUCCACAGCUAUAAACCUGUACAGUACACAUUGAGGAAGAGACACCAAAGCCCGAAAUUUAAAAGAGUAUCGUUGAACGAAACUCCCGGGUUUC
Messenger RNA from Eurytemora carolleeae, 1586 nucleotides. RefSeq lists its product as uncharacterized. Bases 369 to 1469 code for a protein of 366 amino acids. The record is from RefSeq and is a predicted model, not a curated record. The transcript has 9 exons. Lineage: Eukaryota; Metazoa; Arthropoda; Copepoda; Calanoida; Temoridae.